Loxodonta africana (African savanna elephant) is the source of this 496-nucleotide messenger RNA. RefSeq names its product S100 calcium binding protein A8 (gene S100A8). Bases 154 to 423 code for a protein of 89 amino acids. Gene Ontology annotation, molecular function: calcium ion binding; calcium-dependent protein binding. Gene Ontology annotation, biological process: response to lipopolysaccharide; neutrophil chemotaxis; neutrophil aggregation. The record is from RefSeq and is a predicted model, not a curated record. NCBI's taxonomy places the organism in Eukaryota, Metazoa, Chordata, Mammalia, Proboscidea, Elephantidae. Gene Ontology annotation, cellular component: cytoplasm. The transcript is spliced from 3 exons.
GCAACCGUAGCAGGGAGCUGCUGCCUCUGAAUGGCCCGAGGCCUGGGCGGCUGAGCUGGCCUACCUGCUAUAAAAGGGAGCUGGCGCUCAGCCCUGCAUGUCCUUUGUCAAGUCUGCUUCGGGGAGACCUGGUGAGGCAAAACCUUGGGCACCAUGCUGACCGACCUGGAGAGAGCCAUUGACUCGCUCAUUGAAGUCUUCCACAAGUACUCUCUGCUGAAGGGAAAUGCCCAUGCCCUCUACAGGGACGACUUUCAGAAGCUGUUAGAGACGGAGGGUCGCCGCUAUUUGAGGAUAAAGGAUGCAAACGCCUGGUUCAAAGAGUUGGAUGUCAAUAGUGAUAGUGCCAUUAACUUCGAGGAGUUCCUCAUCCUGGUAGUAAAGAUGGGCGUGAUAGCUCAUGAAGAUAUCCACAAAGAGUAGCAGGCUACUGGGCCCUGGGGCUGGGCCCCUGGACGUGUAUGUGCAGAAUAAUAAAGUAAUUGGUGUCUUGAGC